AAAACGUGAUUUGUUGGGGGUCCUGAAGGACAGAGCUUGGGAACCACUGCAUCAGCAUCUUCCCAAAACUUACCUGUGCUCUUUUCUGCAUUCCUGGCAUCUCCUCCAGUGAUUCCUGCUGCUCCACUCCAUGGACACUUCCAUCUUGCUAAGACAUCGUCCAGUCAUCUAACCAAUCAGAAACAGGUAUGGCUGGCAAAGCACGAGGUAGAGGGGCAUCCUUCACAUUUGAUCUUCAAGCCAUUGGCUUUUCAAGGGGUGACUCUCUUCCCGAGACUGCAGUGCAGCCCUUGCCCUUAUUCCCACAUACAGACCACAAACCAGUUCCACUACUGGAAAGCGAAGAGCAGGAGUAUUUGCUAGCGUUAAAACAAGAGCUGCGAGGCACCAUGAAAAGAUUGCCAUACUUUAUAGGAAAAGAAUCUAAAAAGCAAAGUAUUGAAAGGUACAUUACAAAGUAUGAAACUGAAGCACAAAAAAAACUGAGUGAGGAGUGGACGCCAGAUUGGCGAAUGCUUCCGAGGGAGAUGAAAGCUACCAAGAAUACAAAGAAACGUGUGAAAAAAGCCAAAGUAGUGAAGCCCAGCAGCAGCGUGGAUGUCAUAAAGAAAAUUGAGGAACUGGAAAAAAAAGGUGAUAACGAAAAAUCUGAUGAAGAAAAUGAAAGUACAGAAAAGAAGAAGGAGGGUGAUGAUGAGGAAGAGGAGGCUGAGCUAGAAGCAGAAGAUGAAGAAGAACAAGAGGAAGAAAAUGAUUACAUUGCUUCCUAUUUUGAAGAUGGAGAUGAUUUUGGCAACAGUGAUGACAAUAUGGAUGAAGCUACCUACUAGACAUCUAUUACAUUAUGACCAUAACCACGGAUACAGUAUGGUCCUGGAAUUGUAUAUCUUUUAUUUAUUUUCAAAUUAUAAUUUGUCUCAAUGUAAAACAUGUAUGUAAAAAUAAAAAAUAAAAUAAAAAAAAGCUUAUCAUUCCAUAAUAAAUAAUAGCUAUACUGUAUCUUUUCCAUACAAGAGGGGAAAAUGUAGUCCUAUAUUUAAUUUGUGCUAUGUACUUACUGUAACUGAAGGCAGUAAAAAACUUGUACCGCAAAG
This is a messenger RNA of Pseudophryne corroboree (corroboree frog), 1094 nucleotides long. It is a transcript of the gene POLR3G, whose product is annotated as RNA polymerase III subunit G. The coding region runs from base 189 to 830 and encodes 213 amino acids. The record is from RefSeq and is a predicted model, not a curated record. Lineage: Eukaryota; Metazoa; Chordata; Amphibia; Anura; Myobatrachidae. Gene Ontology annotation, cellular component: RNA polymerase III complex. Gene Ontology annotation, biological process: transcription by RNA polymerase III. The transcript is spliced from 8 exons.